CCACACCACGACACUUCUGCAGAUGCUCAUACGAAUAACCUUUUUCAAACCUUCAAUCUUUCUCUCUAUAUAUAUCGAAGCAGAACCCCAUCCUUUUUCAUUCAUAUCCUCUCCUUUAUACCUUUACUCUUCUCUUUUGAACCCACACUUUAAUUUUUAAAUUUACAUUUUUCAAUCUCUAUAAACCCAGCACGAUUUCGCGUUCCUUGAAGGCUAUAGAUAUCAAGAAAAUCUUGUGGGCAUUCGUUCAUUGCCGAGAUACUUGAGGAAAUCAAAUCUCUCCUUGAAGCUCUGAAAAAAUGGCGGCUGCUUUUGGAUUGAUGGGUGGCGUUUCCGGGUCGGCCUCGCUCCGGUUGAGGAAUCCGGGGAAGAAGAUGGGAGGGAAUCGGAAGAAUGGGUCCAGAGUUUUCUGCGUUUCUUCCCCGCCUUCUUCCAUGGCGGAUCCUUAUACCACUCUCAGGCUUCGCCCUGGGGCUUCUGAAUCUGAGGUCAAGAAAGCUUUCAGACAACUUGCUCUUAAGUAUCAUCCAGACGUUUGCAGAGGAAGUAAUUGCGGCGUUCAAUUUCACCAAAUUUAUGAAGCUUAUGAUAAUAUUAUGAGCUAUUUGAAAGGAGAAACGGCGACGCCGGCGGCGGAGGAGUACUACGAGGACGACGGUGAAGAGUGGGAAGAGUGGAUGGGAUAUGAGGCGGCCGGAGUGCGGGAUUGGUCCCACGUUAACCCAUACUUCUGAUCAUCUCUGUAAAUCUUCAUCUUCUUCAUACCAGAAGAAUGAUGGGAACCCACCAAUCUUGGUUUGAAGAUGUGGUUGAGGUUUUGUGUAUAUAAUUCUCCUGUAAAUAAUUAUCGUUUUCAUAAUGAAAUAAGAAUUUGGAUUUCAACAA
Messenger RNA from Ipomoea nil (Japanese morning glory), 885 nucleotides. Its product is annotated as chaperone protein dnaJ 8, chloroplastic-like. The record is from RefSeq and is a predicted model, not a curated record. The coding region runs from base 300 to 734 and encodes 144 amino acids. Lineage: Eukaryota; Viridiplantae; Streptophyta; Magnoliopsida; Solanales; Convolvulaceae. The transcript is spliced from 3 exons.